Helianthus annuus (common sunflower) is the source of this 930-nucleotide messenger RNA. RefSeq names its product protein FAR1-RELATED SEQUENCE 5-like. Gene Ontology annotation, biological process: regulation of DNA-templated transcription. Bases 1 to 930 code for a protein of 309 amino acids. The record is from RefSeq and is a predicted model, not a curated record. The transcript has 4 exons. Lineage: Eukaryota; Viridiplantae; Streptophyta; Magnoliopsida; Asterales; Asteraceae.
AUGGUUCGUAUGCUCAAAAGAGGGGUUCCUUCUAUAAGGACCGGAUGUGAAGCGUGCAUUCGGGUUAAGUUAAUAACCCCGGAUAAUCUUUACGUGGUUUAUUACUUCGAGGAGUCGCAUAAUCACUCAUUUGUUGCUAAAGAUGACAGGUACUUGCUUCCUGAAAACAGAUCUAUGAAUUACGUACAGGAAGAAGCCGUGAAUGCUUUGAGUGCCAUAAACGUUGGUCCAGUUAGAGCGUUUAACAUUAUGAGGACUCUUUAUGGAGGUUUUGAUAAGGUAGGCGCAACUAAAGUUGACUUCAAAAACUUCAAGAGAGACUUAAAUAGGUAUAUAGCUGAGUACGAUGCUGACAUGGUUAUCAAACGCCUAAGAAGGAAGAAAGAAUUUAUGCCCAAUUUCUCUAUGGAAUACCUUACAACUGCCGAGGGCGUUUUACGUGCGUUGUUCUGGGCCGAUGGUGAUACAAAGAGAAAUUUUAAUAUUUUUGGGGAUGUUGUGUCGUUCGAUGCUACUUAUCGUCGUAACAAGUACAAUAUGAUGUUUAUACCUUUUACCGGCGUUGACAAUCACUAUCGUAAUGUUACCUUGGGUGCUGCGAUUAUAGGGGAUGAAACUGCCGAAACAUAUAGCUGGUUGCUUAACGCAUUUCGGCAGGCGUUUGGGCGCGCACCAUCUGUGAUUGUAACUGAUCAAGACCCAGCGAUGAGGAAAGCUAUUCAAGAUACUUGGCCUGAAAGUAGGCACAGGCUUUGCAUGUGGCAUAUAAUGGAGAAACUUACUACCAAAGUUGGCGCCAACCUAUGCAAUAGCACUGAUUUUAAGAAGAGGUUGUGUGAUAUUGUUUGGACCAAUGCCUUACUGCCAGAACAGUUUGAAAAUGAAUGGGGUGUUAUAUUGGCUGAUUUUGAUUUGCUGAAUCAUGAAUGA